UUUAGCCCUCGCUUCCGCACCGCCCCUUCAAGUUGUCCUCGACGGUGACACCUCUUUCCAGUUAGUAGUAGCGAGGACGGCCUUCAAUUCUUCGAUGCCCUUUUCGAUAUUUCCUACGGGUGUAGCCCCCUGGUGGUCAGCACAACACCAUGAUGCCCGAAGCACUGAAAGCGGGCGAUGGCCGAUACGGAAACGGUCCUGAUGGCCACUCUGUACCCGCUGUUGUACGCUCCGAGUCACUUUCAUGUCUCAGCGGAUGCAACCUACUGUACCGACGUCUUGAUGAUUUGCAGGCUCCCUGUGCGUCCGCGUGAGAUUGGCGGCACUGGACCCUAGCUCUUGUAAGGUCUCUUGGUCGGCGAGAGCUGUCAGCUCGUUCCAUUUCAGCAGCGUGAUAUCUCCAUCUCAGAUGGCCUCAUGCCCUCUAAAUCCUGCAACUCCGUACCGUGAUUGCUUUCUCCGACUUACUGGAGCUGUUUGGCAAUAGUCGGCACAUUCGAAGAAGGCGGUAUGAACGAUGGUCUUUGCUGAGCUCUACACUGCCGCUGGGGCUCGGCAGAGGAAAAUUCGUUAGGAAUCAAAAGUUCUACCGACAUCGUUCCGGCUCGACCCAGGGUCUUCUACAUGAGGGCCAGCAAGAGCUCCCUGGCCGAGAGUCUUCCUCGGGAUGCUCAUCGCGCCAUCACCUCUUGAGCUUGGGCGAGAUCUUGACGUACUGAUGCAAAUGCGUCCAUCUCGUUGAACACUUUUUCAGGGAUUUCGCAAGGUACAGAGCGUCAGACCUUCCAACCUGCUAUGGCGAUCGCUUUGUUGGACAGUUGGUGGGCAUUGCCUUCCUGCUUAGUAUCCGAUGAACUAUAUGCUCCAAACGAGCUGCUCGUCACAUCAGGUGGGCCGGGCUCCUUGAAAUCCUGAGGCCACAGAUCCGAGGUCUACCUGGUUUUAUCCAACGUCCGUGUUGCAACGACUGCAUGCUACUAAGUUGGUCUAGUGUCGAUGAUGCGAUGUCUCAAUGAGUGCUUCGGAGGCAGUCUACUGAGACCCUUGAUGCUUGAAGCUUCUUUGGUCCUUGUGGCAACAUCUCACAUCAGCAUAAUCGGCAAAGCUCCAUGCCCGAUAUUGUUCCAGUUGACUUGGAAACAUCUUCUACGGCCCCCAUUUUUUCAGUCCUCACGUUGGAGGCAUAAGCCGGUCCUACAGAAAGAUGACAUGUCGCAGUCAGAAAUGUCUGGAAGCGUGAUUGUGCGAGAGCUUCCGGUAACGUAUCAUCUGCCAUUCGCGCAGAAGACGUCAAAGCCUGUAGCCGGAAGCCCUGGAAUACUCAUAUGCAUACCCCGUCUCCAGCUCAGGUAAGAACGCGGCGAUGGUCCAGGCUUGGUAACAACUAUGGUGCAUAUCUCGAGCACCGAGGUGCAGCUCACAACCUUGAUUUGGAACAAUCCACGGCUCAUGAAAGGCUUUAAACCAUCUUUGCAGACGAGGCUUGUAUGGCACUCGGAUCUCAGAAGGCGGGGGCUCACAUACCAUCCCCACGAAUCCCACCUUUUCCCGCGCAGGGGCCGGCUGCAUUCCUCGCGCAAAGCGAGUAUCAUCCCCUCCCUAUCCGUACAUUAGGGAGCGAAAGAACACGCUGGACGAGCAGCUACGUCAUGAAAGUCUAACCUCCUCUACCCACUUGUUUUCGAUUAUCAUCUGCGACUCUCCCCUGCUGGGAACCAAUUUCCAUCUUGUGGGGAAAUCGAAACAUUCCAUGCCAUUGCCGCCUUGUCCUUUUUCCCCUAGCUAUAUCACGCGCCAUUUUUCCCUCUGGUUUCAAAGGAAGCCUCCAACGGUCCAAGGACGCUUUGCCGCCAAGUUGGACAUCAUAGGCCAAAUCUACCUUCUUUGUUCGUCCACACAAAGAAAUCUCGUACUGACUGAACAAACGCCCAACAAAGCAGAAGUGCAAAGACCGCACCUUAUUCACGUUAUAGCGGGUCUUUUCGAACAAAGCCUCGCCCGAAAAUGGGUUUGAAUAGGUGAUUGGUUCAUUUAUACAAAUGUUCCAGCUCAGAAUUGAACUGACUAUAGGCCAUACCGAAAUCAUCCCUCCCGGAACGGGAAUAUAUCCAUACCUGACAUUGAUCGCAUACCACCACCUUCAAUUCAUCCUAAUAAUAACUCACAACUUCAGAAGCAACAACAACAGCCAAACAUAUUCACUUCUGUCAACAUGAAGAUUUCCGCAGGCAUCCUCGUGUCGGUGCUUACCCUGACCUCCGCCGCGCCAUUCAACCCUGGCCACUCAGGAGCCGAUGACGGCGCCCCAUUCAAUGGCAUCAUUAACCCUCGCAACAGACCCCUGCAGCGUGUUGGCGCAGAGAUUCCAGCAGGCCAUGACGUCCCCCAAGCCCGAUUCCACGGGCAUGCCAAAGCCAUGAAGCGAGACCCUUUGGCUGAAGCAGAGGCAGAGGCAGACCCCUUCUAUCCUCUGAAGCCUGGCGCCCCAUCCGCCGGUAAACCACCUCACGGCGAUUUGAUGUCCAAGUUCGCCCACGGGUACGGCUUCGGACACGGUCCCGUCGUGAACCCGAACCCUCGGCCAAAAGUGAAAGUCGGUCGUCGCAACGCUGCUGGACCAGCAAACUGGUACGGCAGCCACAAUAGCGUGGGACCCAAGAAGGGCAAGCUCCCAUCUGCCGAGGAUCUGUGCGACAACCGUAAAAUGGUGUGUAAAAAGUUGAAGAACAAAUAUAACGCGCUGGAGUCUUUCCGCAACAACUGAAACAGGAUACGCCCAUCGCUGUUUGAUGCUGCAAUGGGUUUACCCACAAUCUUUUUUUUAAUUCGGUGAAAGACCCCUAUCGAGCGCCGCCUGUGCUUUGCUUCUGUACAUUGUCCCUCAAACGCCCUUGGUCCUGAACAUAUUUAUGUAUCUAUAAGAUGUAUAUGUAUCUGUUGUUUGUACUAUUUCCUUCUUCUGAAUCGUCAUGUACUUCAAUUCUACUGCUUGUCCCUCCAUACAUCUGCGUAUUCGGGAUAUGCCUAUUUUCAGGAAGAAUCCUGGCGACAUUUGAUAUUUUGGUGGCGGGUCUUAUACCCAAUUUCGUUCUAGUUAGCUAGAGACCAAAAAGAUGGAUCGCCUGCUGCUGAAGGUAUUUGACUACCAGACUGGACACUAGAACUCUAGCCAUACCGUUUUUGCCAUAAGGAUUCUGUUCUGGUUCUGAACCGGCGUUGGGGAACUGCAUGGACUAUAUCUUACCUUUAUCAGGGAGAGAAUUUCCGGGUAAGUGACUCGAAUCAAUACAAGAUUACCUCUUCUCUAGCCCACAUCUUUGAGCGGAUCGAGUUAGGAAGGAUGCAAGACAAGACACUGUCUAAACAAAUGAACAUUGAAAUUUUUGGCAUUUUGGGUCUCGCAACGCCGGAAGCUGACUGACAGCGAUCGGUCCCACCUUAUCUACCUGAGACAACUUGGUCCCCGUGCGAAGCAAAUGCCGAAGCUGAAGCUUAGCAGGACAAAGACUCCGAGCGCUAGAUGGGCAGGCAAAGGAGACAAAUGAAAAUCAAGGAGAGGGUAUAUAAACGCCAUGCCAUGGCUGUCACUGCAUGGAAUCAGAUCCUCUUUGCCUGCAUUGAAAAAACAAAAGCAAACCCAUUGCAUGGUUC
Messenger RNA from Exophiala dermatitidis NIH/UT8656, 3651 nucleotides. RefSeq lists its product as uncharacterized. Bases 2213 to 2764 code for a protein of 183 amino acids. The transcript has a single exon. The record is from RefSeq and is a predicted model, not a curated record. NCBI's taxonomy places the organism in Eukaryota, Fungi, Ascomycota, Eurotiomycetes, Chaetothyriales, Herpotrichiellaceae.